UGGCGGCGUCGCGGAAGGAGCGGCCCGGGGGGUUGACGGGCGAGGCGCUCGAGGGAGACCGCCGCCUGAGGGAUCCGGCCGGCGGGAGUGGGGGGGGGGUCGCCAGGUGCCCCGUCGGACCCCCGCGAUGAGGAAGGCCCUUCACGGAAUCCGGUGAAUGGUAGUGUCUAGAAAGGGUAUGUCCCUUCAAGAGAGAGGUGCCAAUGUCCAACCGGCCUAAUAACAAUCCAGGGGGGUCACUGCGACGUUCACAGAGGAACACUGCCGGGGCCCAACCACAAGACGACUCAAUAGGAGGAAGGUCACAUUUAGGGCAGGCAAAACAUAAGGGAUAUAGCCCUCCUGAGAGUAGAAAAUCUAAUUCUAAGGCACCCAAAGUGCAGUCUAAUACUACUUCUGAACUGUCAAGGGGACACCUUUCUAAAAGAAGCUGCAGUUCAUCAUCUGCUGUCAUAGUUCCACAACCAGAGGAUCCAGACAGAGCCAAUACUUCAGGAAGGCAAAAAACGGGGCAGGUGCCUAAGAAAGACAAUUCUCGAGGAGUGAAACGCAGUGCUAGUCCAGACUACAACAGGACCAACUCUCCUAGCUCUGCGAAAAAACCCAAAGCACUUCAGCAUAUUGAGUCUCCCUCACAAACAAAUAAGCCACAUAGUAAGUCAAAGAAGAGACAUUUAGACCAGGAGCAACAACUGAAAUCUGCACAAUCACCAUCAACAAGCAAGGCUCACACCAGAAAGAGUGGGGCCGCUGGUAGUUCACGGAGUCAGAAAAGAAAGAGGACAGAGAGUUCUUGUCUAAAGAGUGGUUCUGGGUUUGAAUCAACUGGUGCCGAAGAGAGAUCUGCAAAACCUACCAAGCUGGCUUCAAAAUCCGCCGCCUCAGCCAAAGCUGGGUGUAGCACCAUCACUGAUUCUUCCUCUGCUGCCUCGACUUCCUCAUCAUCUUCGGCUGUAGCCUCAGCAUCUUCCACCAUACCUCCAGGUGCCAGGGUGAAGCAAGGAAAAGACCAGAACAAGGCCAGACGUUCCCGUUCAGCAUCCAGUCCUAGUCCCAGAAGAAGUAGCAGGGAAAAGGAACAGAGUAAAACUGGUGGCUCUUCAAAAUUUGAUUGGGCUGCUCGUUUCAGCCCUAAAGUUAGCCUUCCUAAAACAAAACUGUCUCUUCCAGGGUCUUCUAAGUCAGAGACAUCAAAACCUGGACCUUCUGGAUUACAGGCCAAGUUAGCAAGUUUAAGAAAAUCUACCAAGAAGCGCAGUGAGUCCCCACCUGCUGAGCUCCCCAGUUUGAGGAGGAGCACACGCCAAAAGACCACGGGCUCCUGUGCUAGUACCAGUUGCUGUGGAUCUCAUUUUCAGAAUGUCCCCUACCUUUGUCGGCGAGGCUCUGGCCUGGGCAAGAGAGGAGCAGCUGAGGCUCGUCGGCAGGAGAAAAUGGCAGACCCUGAAAGCAACCAGGAGACAGUGAAUUCUUCAGCUGCCAGAACAGAUGAAGCUCCCCAAGGAGCUGCAGCCUCUAGUUCUGUUGCAGGGGCUGUUGGCAUGACUACCUCUGGGGAGAGUGAAUCGGAUGAUUCUGAGAUGGGACGAUUACAAGCUCUGUUAGAGGCCAGGGGUCUUCCUCCUCACCUGUUUGGUCCUCUUGGCCCUCGGAUGUCACAACUUUUCCAUAGAACAAUUGGAAGCGGAGCUAGUUCGAAGGCCCAGCAGCUUCUGCAAGGACUACAAGCCAGUGAUGAGAGUCAGCAGCUUCAGGCAGUCAUUGAAAUGUGUCAGCUAUUAGUCAUGGGAAAUGAGGAGACGCUGGGAGGUUUUCCAGUCAAGAGUGUUGUUCCAGCUUUGAUAACAUUACUGCAAAUGGAACAUAAUUUUGAUAUUAUGAAUCAUGCUUGCCGAGCCUUAACAUACAUGAUGGAAGCACUUCCUCGAUCAUCUGCUGUUGUAGUAGAUGCUAUUCCAGUCUUUUUAGAAAAGCUGCAAGUUAUUCAGUGCAUUGAUGUGGCAGAGCAGGCCUUGACUGCCUUGGAGAUGUUGUCACGGAGACACAGUAAAGCUAUUCUACAGGCGGGUGGUUUGGCAGACUGCUUACUAUAUCUCGAAUUCUUCAGCAUAAAUGCCCAAAGAAAUGCAUUAGCAAUUGCAGCUAAUUGUUGCCAGAGUAUCACACCAGAUGAAUUUCAUUUUGUGGCAGAUUCUCUUCCAUUGCUUACUCAAAGGUUAACUCAUCAGGACAAAAAGUCAGUUGAAAGCACUUGCCUUUGUUUUGCACGUCUAGUAGACAACUUUCAACAUGAAGAGAACUUACUACAACAGGUUGCCUCCAAAGAUCUGCUUACGAAUGUUCAACAAUUGUUAGUAGUGACUCCACCGAUCUUAAGUUCUGGGAUGUUUAUAAUGGUUGUUCGGAUGUUUUCUCUGAUGUGUUCCAACUGUCCAACACUAGCUGUUCAACUGAUGAAGCAAAGCUUUACAGACAUUGCAGAAACACUUCACUUCCUCCUAUGUGGUGCCUCCAAUGGAAGUUGUCAGGAACAGAUUGAUCUUGUUCCUAGAAGCCCUCAAGAGCUAUAUGAAUUGACAUCUUUGAUUUGUGAACUUAUGCCAUGCUUACCAAAAGAAGGCAUUUUUGCGGUUGAUACCAUGUUGAAGAAAGGAAAUGCACAAAACACAGAUGGUGCAAUAUGGCAGUGGCGUGAUGAUCGGGGCCUCUGGCAUCCUUACAACAGGAUUGACAGCCGGAUCAUUGAGGUAGCAGCCCAUCAGGUCGGUGAGGAUGAGAUAAGCUUGUCCACUCUGGGACGAGUUUAUACUAUUGAUUUUAAUUCUAUGCAGCAAAUCAAUGAGGACACAGGGACAGCACGUGCCAUUCAAAGAAAACCUAACCCCUUAGCCAAUACCAACACUAGUGGAUAUUCAGAGUUAAAGAAGGAUGAUGCUCGAGCACAGCUUAUGAAAGAAGAUCCGGAACUGGCUAAGUCUUUUAUUAAGACAUUGUUUGGUGUUCUUUAUGAAGUAUAUAGUUCCUCAGCAGGACCUGCGGUCAGACAUAAGUGCCUUAGAGCAAUUCUUAGGAUAAUUUAUUUUGCGGAUGCUGAGCUUCUGAAGGAUGUUCUGAAAAAUCAUGCUGUUUCAAGUCACAUUGCAUCCAUGCUAUCAAGCCAAGACCUGAAGAUAGUAGUUGGAGCACUUCAGAUGGCAGAAAUCUUAAUGCAGAAGUUACCUGAUAUUUUUAGUGUUUACUUCAGAAGAGAAGGUGUAAUGCAUCAAGUUAAACAUUUAGCAGAGUCAGAGUCUUUGUUGACAAGUCCACCAAAGGCAUGUACAAAUGGGUCAGGAUCCUUGGGGUCUACCACGUCAGUUAGCAGUGGGACAGCAACGGCCGCCACCAAUGCUGCAGCUGAUCUGGGAUCACCUAGCUUGCAGCACAGCAGAGAUGAUUCUCUGGACCUGAGCCCUCAAGGUCGAUUAAGUGAUGUUCUGAAGAGAAAACGACUGCCAAAACGAGGGCCACGAAGGCCAAAGUACUCACCUCCAAGAGAUGAUGACAAAGUAGACAAUCAAGCUAAAAGCCCCACCACCACUCAGUCACCUAAAUCUUCCUUCCUGGCCAGCUUGAAUCCAAAAACAUGGGGAAGGUUAAGUGCACAGUCCAAUAGCAACAACAUUGAGCCAGCACGAACUGCAGGAGUUAGUGGUCUUGCCAGGGCUGCCUCAAAGGAUACCAUAUCCAAUAACAGAGAAAAAAUUAAAGGUUGGAUUAAGGAGCAGGCACAUAAAUUUGUAGAGCGCUAUUUUAGUUCUGAGAAUAUGGAUGGAAGCAAUCCUGCAUUGAAUGUCCUUCAGAGACUUUGUGCUGCAACUGAACAACUCAACCUCCAGGUGGAUGGUGGAGCUGAGUGCCUUGUAGAAAUCCGUAGCAUAGUCUCAGAAUCAGAUGUUUCAUCAUUUGAAAUCCAGCAUAGUGGAUUUGUGAAGCAGCUGUUGCUGUAUUUGACAUCUAAAAGUGAAAAGGAUGCUGUAAGCAGAGAGAUCAGAUUAAAGCGAUUUCUUCAUGUAUUUUUUUCUUCUCCUCUUCCCGGAGAAGAGCCCAUUGGACGAGUAGAACCAGUGGGUCAUGCACCUUUGUUGGCAUUAGUUCACAAGAUGAACAACUGCCUCAGCCAGAUGGAACAGUUUCCAGUCAAAGUGCAUGAUUUCCCUAGUGGAAAUGGGACAGGAGGAAGCUUUUCUCUCAACAGAGGAUCACAGGCUUUAAAGUUUUUCAACACACAUCAGUUAAAAUGCCAAUUACAAAGACAUCCUGAUUGUGCAAAUGUGAAGCAGUGGAAGGGUGGGCCUGUCAAGAUCGACCCCUUGGCUUUGGUGCAAGCUAUCGAGAGAUACCUUGUAGUUAGAGGGUAUGGAAGAGUAAGAGAAGAUGAUGAAGACAGUGAUGAUGAUGGAUCAGAUGAGGAAAUAGAUGAAUCUCUGGCUGCUCAGUUUUUAAAUUCAGGAAAUGUGAGACACAGGCUACAGUUUUACAUUGGAGAACAUUUGCUACCAUACAAUAUGACUGUGUAUCAGGCAGUACGACAGUUCAGUGUUCAGGCUGAAGAUGAAAGAGAAUCCACAGAUGAUGAGAGCAAUCCCCUAGGAAGAGCUGGGAUUUGGACAAAGACUCAUACAAUAUGGUACAAACCCGUGAGAGAGGAUGAAGAAAGUAAUAAAGACUGUGUUGGUGGUAAAAGAGGAAGAGCUCAAACAGCUCCAACAAAAACGUCCCCCAGAAAUGCAAAAAAGCAUGAUGAGUUAUGGCAUGAUGGAGUAUGCCCAUCAGUGUCAAAUCCUUUAGAAGUUUACCUUAUUCCCACACCACCUGAAAAUAUCACCUUUGAAGACCCAUCAUUAGAUGUGAUCCUCCUUUUACGAGUUUUACAUGCUGUCAGUCGAUACUGGUAUUACUUGUAUGAUAAUGCAAUGUGCAAGGAGAUUAUUCCAACUAGUGAAUUUAUUAACAGUAAGUUGACAGCAAAAGCGAACAGGCAGCUUCAAGAUCCUUUAGUAAUCAUGACAGGAAACAUCCCAACAUGGCUUACUGAGCUAGGAAAAACCUGCCCAUUUUUCUUUCCUUUUGAUACCCGGCAAAUGCUUUUUUAUGUAACCGCAUUUGAUCGAGAUCGGGCAAUGCAAAGAUUACUUGAUACCAACCCAGAAAUCAACCAGUCUGAUUCUCAAGAUAGCAGAGUUGCACCUAGAUUGGAUAGAAAAAAACGUACUGUGAACAGAGAGGAGUUGUUGAAGCAAGCCGAAUCUGUGAUGCAGGACCUUGGCAGUUCACGAGCCAUGUUAGAAAUCCAGUACGAAAAUGAGGUUGGUACAGGUCUUGGGCCUACACUGGAGUUUUAUGCACUUGUAUCUCAGGAACUACAGAGAGCUGACUUGGGUCUCUGGAGAGGUGAAGAAGUAACUCUUAGCAAUCCAAAAGGAAGCCAAGAAGGGACCAAGUAUAUUCAAAACCUCCAGGGCCUGUUUGCGCUUCCUUUUGGUAGGACAGCUAAGCCAGCUCAUAUCGCAAAGGUUAAGAUGAAGUUUCGCUUCUUAGGAAAAUUAAUGGCUAAGGCUAUCAUGGAUUUCAGAUUGGUGGACCUUCCCCUUGGCUUACCCUUUUAUAAGUGGAUGCUACGGCAAGAAACUUCACUGACAUCACAUGAUUUAUUUGACAUCGACCCUGUUGUAGCCAGAUCAGUAUAUCACCUGGAAGACAUUGUCAGGCAGAAGAAAAGACUGGAACAAGAUAAAUCCCAGACCAAAGAGAGUCUACAGUAUGCAUUGGAAACACUUACUAUGAAUGGCUGCUCAGUUGAAGAUCUAGGAUUGGAUUUCACGCUGCCAGGCUUUCCCAACAUUGAACUGAAGAAAGGAGGGAAAGAUAUUCCAGUCACUAUCCACAAUUUAGAGGAAUACCUAAGACUGGUUAUAUUCUGGGCACUCAAUGAAGGUGUUUCUAGGCAGUUUGAUUCAUUUCGAGAUGGAUUUGAAUCUGUUUUCCCACUCAGUCAUCUUCAGUACUUUUACCCAGAGGAACUGGAUCAGCUCCUGUGUGGCAGUAAAGCAGACACUUGGGAUGCGAAGACGUUGAUGGAGUGUUGCAGGCCUGAUCAUGGCUACACUCAUGACAGUCGGGCGGUGAAGUUCUUGUUUGAGAUUCUCAGUAGUUUUGAUAAUGAGCAGCAGAGGUUGUUUCUCCAGUUUGUGACUGGUAGCCCACGACUGCCUGUUGGAGGAUUUCGGAGUCUGAACCCACCUUUGACUAUUGUCCGGAAGACAUUUGAAUCAACAGAGAACCCAGAUGAUUUCUUACCUUCUGUAAUGACUUGUGUGAACUAUCUUAAGUUGCCGGACUACUCAAGCAUUGAAAUAAUGCGUGACAAACUGUUGAUAGCAGCGAGAGAAGGGCAGCAGUCAUUCCAUCUUUCCUGAUCACAACAAGAAAUCAGUGUCUGCCUGUUACAGCAAAAGAAAAAAAAAUCAUGAUUUCUUUUCUAAAUGUAUCACCUGGGUCAAGGAAACAUGUUACGCCUUCUUGUUGUAGGAAAAAAAGACUUGCAGAUUAUAAAAGAGAUACUUGGUUGAUAUUCAUUAAUGGCCCCAUGGACUUAAAGUGAUCAGGCCCUAAAAUGUUGUUGUGAUGAGGUUUCUUUAGCAAGUUCUUGUUUAAAUUAUCAUUUAUUUGAUGAGUGAAGUUUUUAACUUGCUUUGCUGUGUGAAAUUUAAAAGGGAUGUUUUUCCAGGCUGAACAAUAAAUGUCGCUGUGCAGUUUAAUUCUGGGCUGUGUGUAUCCAUCUAGCUAAGUCUGCAGUUUUGUUUUUUCCAAAGACAACUCAUGUACAUAAAGUACAGAAAUUAAAGCUCACAUGUAUUUGACAACUGUAGUUCAGUAGAUGGGAUCUAUGCUUUUCACUUUCUUCUAAUUCUUUCUCCCUGACUCUGACUCAUUAUUGUCUGUGCAGUACACGGAGUUGUGUGUGUGUGUGUGUGUGUGUGUGUGUGUGUGUGUGUGUGUAGACAACACUCAGUUGUAAUGUUUUCACUAGCGUGGGCUUUUUUUGUUGUCCCAUGUUCUCAGAUUAAGAUAUAAUUUAAGAUUCAUUGAAUUGAAAUAUAUUGUCAAUAUAAUUCAGCCUUUGUAACUAAGUAGAUUUUCUCUUAUAGUUUAGUUUUAAUAUAGUUAAUAGUUUAUUACUGGCAUUUGCCAGGUGACACACUAGGACUGUUUACAUGGUGAUUCCAGCAGCAACAGCCUCUGGAAUGGAGGCAGGAAAGCUUAUUAGUUUGUUUUGUGUAGGUUUCGAAAGUCUAUGGCUUGGGCUGGCUAGUAUUUAUUCUACAGUCAAGAGCAUUUAAAAUGGAUGUAAAGUUUUUUUAAAAAAGCAGUUUUCAUUCCCUGUUGGGGUAAGCGUUUUUUUUCCUUCUUGUUCUUGUGUUAAAUUACUGUUCUCAGUCUUUUUUUCCAUUCUCAUCUUCUCCCAGUGUUCACUUGAGACAAACAGUUCAACCUGGGUCUCCACACAGAUAAAAGCACGUGUAAGAAAUGCUGUCCAUUUGUUUUAUGUGCUGAUUUCUCAAAUCUGCAAUAAUCUUAUCAGGUUAAUGUUUUUACCUGAAAAUAAAUAAAGUUUGCUUCACCUUUUUGUUUAUAGUUCUGUGCUGUACGCAUAACAUCUAAGUGUGUAGAUGAAUAGUUAUCUGUAAGUUAAUCGUGUUCAUGAUUCAGGUCAUGGCUGAUUUUGCUAUUUAAAUAAUUUGUCAUAGCAGCUUGAACAUAACAUAUGGAAAGAAAAUGGGAGGAGAGUCCUUCCGUCCUGGGCCUCAAAAUUAAGCCUGUUGCAUAAAUUUGAAUUUUCUAGUAUUUCAUCUCUUUGAAAAUGAAAGAUGAGUUUGUUUUUUAUUAAACUUUAAGAAAUCAAAGUUGUAGUUAGUUGACAUAGACGUCCUUUUCCCCCAUCCCAUCACCCAGAAGAAACUUCCUGGGUAGUUUUUAUUUCAAUUAUUGUCAUCUUACGCUUCAAGGCCUUAUAUGGAAACAUUCUCUGCUGUGUUUACUUGGACUAUAACCCAGUCACUGAGUGGCAAAGGACUUGCUGGAGGAAGUGGGAGCCAGAGCCUCUCCCUGUGCUUGCAGAGGCUGAGAAAUGAGCAGGUCCACUCUGAAAAUCAAGAAGGGAGCUGCGUUUCAGCUAGAGGAGCUGAACUACUUCCUUAAGUGAAAUUAAUGACCGAACUUUUCUGUUUUCACUUCUGGUAUCUUUUCACAAACAUAAGCACAAAGGCUUUUGUGUGACAACAGAAUUUUAUUCUCCCCACCUCCAGAGUUCUGUUACAAUGUUGACAUCUGUAUAAACAAAUAUUUCAUAUUAAAAAUAACUAUUUUACCCAUUUUGUGGCACUGGCAGAUUUGACCUUAUUGAUUCUACCAUUUAAUGAGUACAUAUGAAGAUUCUCAAACUCAAGUGAGCAAUUCGGUUAAUAAUUAUUUAAAAGCUUUUGGUUUUCAACUUCUUUAAUACAUGGGACUUUUGGAUAAUUAUAGUGCACUCUGUCUUGGCAGAGGCCUUAAUACUGCAUCGUAGGGGGGGAAAUACCUAUUUCCUUUGCUGUUACUCCAGUUAUGCCUUAAAUUUGUUUCACACUAUUUUCUUAAUGUAUGGUCAACACAAGGCAGUUGGGUACUGACAUUUUAUUUCCCUUUAAUUGCUAAGAUGGAGGUUUUAGUCCUAAUACUUUGUGUUAGUUAGGCAGUUAUUGAUCUGUUGUGUGCAAAGAACCUGCUAGCUACUGCACUUAGAGAAGGAAGAGGGAAUUGCAUGUAAUCUCUCGUUCUAGAAGUCAACUGUAAGUUCCUAACUACUGUAGUUGGGAGCAGAUGCCUUGGCCCCACUGGGCUCAAUUCAGCAGAAACCUUCUAAUAUAACCACUUGAACAAGAUGCAGAUUUCUCUUCCUGUGCUUGGGCAGUGGUUCCCUGUGUUGGUGAUCAGAAGUUUGUUCCAUAUGGGAAGAAGUGGUAUGCUGCAGAAAGUUCAUUCCCAUGUCUGCCUCUUGUGCUUCAUAUGUAGUACAGAAAGUGGUACAGCUGGCAUAUGUUGCCCACUUCUACUCCGUAAUUUCCCUCAAGGCAUCUUGGGCAUGAAGGGCAAAUGGAUAAACAAAGCACCAGCUUUCAUAUUCAGGAAAUAGCACCAAACUCUUGGAUUUCUACAAUAAGGAUUAUUAUGGGCAAAUUGUAAGUUUGUGAUCUUUUAUCUUGGGUUGAUAUUGGACUCCUAAAUUCUGUAGUAAGUACUAUGAGCUCAGUGAAGUGGAAUGUCACUACUAUUCCAAAGAAAAACUGGUUAAGUAAAGAUGCUGGAAGAACACCUUAAAGUGCAUUCAUAAGCCAAAUCCCUUUGGAGGGACAGAUUCUGGCAAUUACUCUCCUUUAGCAAAAAUGGCCAUCUUUUUUAAUUUGUCUCAGGCUUUGUUUCAUUGUCCCAUUGUGUUUGCCCUUUUGUAAAGAGACUGUUCCUUUAAAAUGUGAUUCUCUUAAUUAUCUGAAAUGGUGUGUAUGAGUCUACACAGUGAUAGCCUAGUUGAGAUAUUGCUGAAAGUCCUUGGUGUUACCUUAAAAAGAAAACAAAAAAUCAGACAAAACAUACCAAGAGAAAAUGAUUGGCUGUUUUCUGAGAACUACUUAGGCAAGAAAAAAUUCUUGGAGAUUCGUUCUACAUAAGUGGUAUUCUUUAAUAGGAAGAGAUGGUUUUAUUUUUUCUACAAACCUCAUUACCAAACCUAUAACUAAUUGCCGAUCUCCUGUGUAAAACAUUUUUUUCUUUGAAACAGUGAUUUAUAUGAACUGUUGGAAUAAUGGAACCUCAAAUACAAAUGUUUAUGUAAAAUUGCGUAAAUGCACUGACUUCCUUCUCCCUGACUUAUAUUUUUAAUAAACAGCAUUAUCCUUCA
This is a messenger RNA of Perognathus longimembris pacificus (Pacific pocket mouse), 9976 nucleotides long. It is a transcript of the gene Trip12, whose product is annotated as thyroid hormone receptor interactor 12. Gene Ontology annotation, biological process: proteasome-mediated ubiquitin-dependent protein catabolic process; regulation of double-strand break repair; DNA damage response. The transcript is spliced from 43 exons. Gene Ontology annotation, cellular component: nuclear speck. NCBI's taxonomy places the organism in Eukaryota, Metazoa, Chordata, Mammalia, Rodentia, Heteromyidae. The record is from RefSeq and is a predicted model, not a curated record. The coding region runs from base 204 to 6458 and encodes 2084 amino acids. Gene Ontology annotation, molecular function: ubiquitin protein ligase activity; zinc ion binding.